AUGUUACGAUACUUAAAAAAUAAGGCACAAGAUGAAAAAAUGGGAAUCAAACCCAGAGGAGCUCUUAGCAAAUUGGCAUAUGCUAUGAUUUCUUAUUUUAUAUUCCUGAAGGUCGCUAAUUAUUUUGGUUACCUUGCUACGUGGACCAUAUACCCUAUGGCAAUUCCCGCAGCCAUAACAUUUUCCUUUGUGAGCAUGCUCUUGGGAACCUACUACCUAAAGAAAGGAUUAAAAAUAUCAAAUAAAAUUUUGAAAUACAAAACUUUCUCAAAAAAUCACAAACAUAGAAGAUCUGAGAAAUCAAGAAGAAUAUAA
Plasmodium cynomolgi strain B is the source of this 315-nucleotide messenger RNA. RefSeq lists its product as hypothetical. Bases 1 to 315 code for a protein of 104 amino acids. Lineage: Eukaryota; Apicomplexa; Aconoidasida; Haemosporida; Plasmodiidae. The record is from RefSeq and is a predicted model, not a curated record. The transcript has 2 exons.